Molecule: messenger RNA, 4998 nt
Organism: Trichoderma aggressivum f. europaeum
Lineage: Eukaryota; Fungi; Ascomycota; Sordariomycetes; Hypocreales; Hypocreaceae
Exons: 4
Coding region: 1-4998 (1665 amino acids)
Source: RefSeq, a predicted model, not a curated record
AUGUUGUCAAGAGCCUCCAUCAUGGCUGAAAAUAUCAAGAUGAAUCUACAACCGGCUCCCCAUUCUGUUCUCUACGCACCUGGAUUCCCUCGUGUCCAUGCCGAGAACUAUCCACACGGAGACCGCGCAGCAUUUGCUAAAUAUUAUCCAUAUGGAAUUCCCGUCACAUACAAGAUGAUGCAUGGGGUGCAUUCGCAGGGAGUAGCUCAGACGUAUUUGGAGGACCAUCUUCCUGUUGGAUUCUAUACCAAUGUGCCGGCCAAGGCAAGGGCUUUCAUUUCAACCUCGAAUGGAAGCCGACCGUUUCGAAAGCUGGAUCAUAUCUUGCCCCAGCGUCGCAUUCACCUGUGGUCUAAAGACGAAAUCCAAGGCAUUUGCAACUCGCUCCGCAAGGUCUUUUGGAACGAGCUGAAGAACAUGCAGCAGCCACACUGUUGGGACGACUUGUGGACAUUCUUCGACGCCCACGACCUCUACCAUAAUGGCUGCAUGAAUCUCUGGAACGUCGUCAACACGCUCUGGGAUGAAAAUACGCUCAUAUCUGUCGAUGUGAGGCGAGAAGUAGCUGCUCACAUCGGUCAUUGGGCGGAUGAGUGGCUCAAGCGAGAGCAAAACCAGGACAAGUUGGCCAAGUGGCAAGAAUCUCACGGCCCCAUCUUCCGCAUUCUCGAUGAUCAAGACCAUGACUCUCUGGGAUUGAUACACGAUGACGUGGUGCCGCUGAUCGCAAGCGCGUUGAGAGGUCGUCGCAGCUUUCUUCUCUCCAACAAGGAGAAAAAGCAAGCUGAAGAGCCUGCAGACUUGAUGACGGCAUGUCGGACAAACAGCAUUGAAAACUGGCUUACCGGCCAGCGAGUUUUUGAUAACAAUGGCCUGCCUCCUCCUCCUCUGUCUGAACCCCAUCGCGGUUCUUCGGUGCCGAAUAUGCCAGCUCCCUGCAUUGUGGAAAAUGGGAAGCACUACUUUCUCCCACAGCAUUGUUUCCCACUUAUGGAAUCGCCUAGUGGACCUAUACAAGCUCUUCAAGCUUUGCAGAAGUCUGCCGAGGCCGCUGUACCAUCGCGACAAUCCACCAAAUCUGGUGUGGUCAUCGUCAAUGGUAGCAAUUUGCCGAAACAACUGCAAAGCUCCAUCAACAAAGCCGAGAAGAAGAAAGCUAGUGAGUUUCAGGAUCAGAGUGAUCCUCGAAGAAUUGCGUCGAUGCCAGAAACGUCAUCACCUGCAGCUUUAGGCUCCGGUCUAGAUUCAAAGCACAACACGGUUUUGCCGGCUUCUGGUAAUGGAGAUGCUUCUGUCACAGAAGCGAGACGAAGUUCCGAGUCAGCAUCUUUAUCAACUUCCAACAAGAUCUCCUCGGACCACCCGUUGCCCUCCGAGAAAGCAGGCGGAGAGAGCACGGUGAACAAACUCAUCAGAGAAGUCGCCGAGCUAGAGCACAAUAAGCAAGAUACAUCGGUCGACCAACCGUUUGAUAAGAGAUACUCAGGAAACGUUCGACAACUAGAGAGUAGAAUCCAUCCGGAAAGCGAAGGCCAAUUUCCACUACAUGAAGCCGCGAGACUUGAAAAUAAUCAAGUUUACGGCACAGAUGGGCCUUUUAACGACCCUACAAUCAUGACAAGGCAAUGGCAUUCUUCCCAAAGAUUUCACAGGUUGCCGCAAGAUCAAAGACAUCCCAUUGGUAAUUCGCCGGACGACUUCACGAGACAAAAUCUCGCGGCCCCCGUGAAAGCGUCGCCGGAGCCGACUCCUUUUUAUAUGCAGCCGGAGAAAGCUUUCAUUCCGCACCCUUCAUCGAAAAAUGGGUUCCCAAAUCAGAGCGGCCAUUUCUACGCUACUGCCAAUAGGCCGGUGCCUCAUUCUACUCCAUAUAGAGACAUUUCUGGAAGCUCUCAAGUUAUGCCUCUCCAACAGCUAGUUAAUGGGACGCAUUCUGGUGCUGUGGCAGCUUCCAAGUUGUGUAGUACUGCUACCAAUGGGUCUGAUGCAAGUGUUCAGCUUGCCCAAUCAACUCGGUCUGAAAUGUUGCAUGGCUCCUCAACAUCCUCGAUGCAUAAUGACUACGGAAAUGACAGCCAACCCUACAAUAAAGUAGGACAGCGUCGGGGAUCGUCUGCUCAAAAGACUCAUGGGUGGAACUCGGGACAGCAGGCUCAUUUGGACCACCAUCCUACCCCGCGCGAGCCCUACUUGAAUAAAUCGUGGCGACGAAGCGCCCAACCGGAUAGAACUCGACAGGCCUCUUGGUGCCUUAAUCCCGGAGGCUCGCAUGGUGUGGAAUAUACUCAUUGCCCUUGCAGUGGCUGCAAUGAACGCAAUAGGAGUAUAUGGGUGAGGGUUUUCCACGACACCUUCGCGCCGAAUAUAGACGUCCAAACGACCCUCAAGUUUGGUAUUGGCAGCAGGUUCGGUCAAGUGGAAGAGGUUUACCCAGCUCCAUCUCAAAACAAAGAUGCGUUUAUCGUGCGAUUCGCAAAGGAGCCAUCCGUGCCGCAAGCUCUCGCAUUUGGUGCAGGCACGCUUGCAGAGAAAGGCAUCAGAAUAAUCAUUCGGCCUGCUCAUCGAUCCAAAUGGGUGAAUAAUCACCAACACCAACAAACAAGGAGGCUUCCGCCAUUACCAAUUACUCACCAGCAGCCAGCGUGGGACGCAUCAACUCCAUCAAGCAUGAACGUUGGUAACGCUCAUCCAGCAGGUCCUGGUCCUUCGUCGUCGGCUACACCUACGCGUACACCAGAACGAGGUCAGAUUGCAAACUCGUCAAGCUGCAAGGGCACUGAAAUUUUGCCCUGUGAAAUAGGAUCAGAUCCAACUGUAGCUCAGGAGACUACAUUGCCUGUUGAGACUGCCAGUAGACCAGGUACCGACCAGCCAAGGGAGGCCCUGCAGUCUACUGAUAACCGCGGCCGGGCAACAUCGGUGAAGGAUGAGGAGCCCUAUGAGCCUGAACAAGCGUCCACUCGAGCUGCACUCUCCGUGCAAACAAAAAAGGCCAAGAAAAAAGAGACGGUUUCGCAAUCAAAGCCGCUGCCUCAAGCAUAUGCUGGCGGAGAAGACAGUAAAUGCAGUGAAAAGGUUCUGGGAGGCGAAGAUGGUAGACGCUCUUUGUCUAAGAAGGCUCGAGUUGCGUUACCAAGCAGUCCUGUGAUGCUAGCUGGCGCUUCAGUAGAAGAGUGCAAAGCGAGCUCGUCCGCCGCGCCUCAUUCAGACACAGGAGAUGGCAGUUCCACGCCCAAGGACCAGCAAGGACAAGCUAAAGAGACGCAUACAUCCGAACAGGUGGGCAUUCCAUGCCCAACAAACACUAGCACCACUGAAACAGGGGUGAAGAAUGAUGCAAAGACGGAGAAAGAUCAACCAUCAGUCUCAAGUCACUUUAAGAAGGCACAGAAUUCUGUCCCAAAGGUGGGCGCAGAUUUGUCACCAACAACCAAAAUCUCCGAGAACAUCUUCACAGAAGAUGAAAUCAGAGAGCGAAAACAGGCCUGGAUUAGGAUUCCUAUGCCAUUGGAUCUACGGAAAUCCAAGAAGUUAGGAACGUCUGUCACAUCCGGUCAACCGCCCAUGUCACAAAAAACUCAGAAGGAGGUCUCAAAUGAUGUGAUGAAGAAUACGAGAGUUCCUGCAUCAUGUGUAGAUGAGAGGGCUCAGCUGGAGGCAUCAAAUAUUUCAGGAGUGGACAAAAUCACACUCGAUGAGUCAGUGGAAAGAGUUGAGGAAUCGACUGAGGCAGUUGAAGAUGUAGUUCAGAAGCUUGUGAAAGAUGAAGGGUCUAACCUUGAACAAAGGCUUUGCGCGCCCAAUGAACAGCCGAGAAUUGCUCUCAGGAAUGAAGAUUCUUCUUCUUCUUCUAAACUAGAACCAUCCGAGUCAAUCCAUCGGGCGCCAGAGCAGUUAGUUGAGGAUACUCUGACGACUCCCGGGAUGGUGUUGACCACUGAUGAUGGCAAAGCAAGUACUGAGGCAAACAACCAAAGCAAACCGAAAACGAAGUGGAACAAGAACAAAAAGGCCAAGAAGCGCCUGGCUUCAGCACUGCAGGCUGACUUGCAAAAGGAAACUGGCAGCCAGGAGGUGUCGCCGUCCGACUUGGGGACAUCUGCUGUGCCUGCGAAAGAAAAGCUUCAAACGAGCCAUGAUACGCUCAUACCAAGCUCUGCAACUGCUGGGCCCACUUCCCACUCUCUUCAAUUUUCUGAAAAGAUUGAUGAAUUAUCAACUGAACCGCUAGGGGGGCCUAGGGAGCAGACAAUGACGGGCAAUAGAACUCAGUAUCCUUAUGAUACUCUACCGCGCGGUCGACUGGAUUUCAGGAGCAAUGCGGGCGGCUCUUUGAAGAUUCCGAAAAAGCGGAAGAACAAGUACCCCUCCAUUACUUCAAAGACGUUUGAAGCAUCGACAACCGGCAGGCUCGUAUCGACACAAUCGAGAGAUGCUGCUGGUGGCCCGACGCCAACAACUGACAUCAAGGGUGCGAUUGCAACCAGUUCGGUAACACCCGCAGGUGAAGCUGAUGCUUCCAAGAAGAGUCGCCUGAAUCCACUGGCAACAGCUUUUGUGUCUCCUCGCAAACCCACUACGACAGGAGCAAGCACUGAGGCCGUUUCGUAUUCUCCUAGAGCAGCCUCUUCUCGAGCGGGAUUGGCAGAGGUUUCUCUCGAGAAAAUGCAGCCCCCCUCUAAGUUUAAGAUUAUGCGAAGACCAGCGACAACAAACAACUCGCCGUCAAAGGCGCCGCAGCUGAGAGAAAAGCUCAACCAAGGCCCCAAAGGAGCUGAUGGCUUUGAGAGUCCGACCAAGCAACAGGAGAACAAUCGCAAUGAAAUCCAGCGUGACUGGUCCAAAGACAAGCAUCAACGGGAGCGCGAAAACGUCAGAUUGACAAAUUCGAAUACUACAUCGCCUCCAAAGGACGGUGGAAAGAAGAAUGUUGGCCUCGAUACACAGGAUUGGCCAGCAUUGCCCGUGUCUCGAGUGAGAUCUGCUACUCUUGAGUAA